AUGGCGCUCGGCAAGACGUCAGGAGGCAACAGUGCCUACCACAACUACAACAAUGAUUUCCUUCACGUCCAGGAUCUCAACGAGCGCCGCCGUCUGGCCCUUGCUGAGAUCGACAAGGCUCCCUUUGGCUGGUACCAUGUCCGUGCCAUUGUCGUUGCUGGUGUUGGUUUCUUCACAGACUCUUACGACAUCUUCACUGCCUCCAUGUUGACCGUUAUGCUUGGUAUCGUCUACUUCCCCGGAAAGGGCUCCAUGCCCACCUCCUCCGACAGCGCCAUUAAGCUCGCUACCUCUGCCGGAACUGUUAUUGGCCAGGUUGGAUUUGGUAUCGCUGCCGAUUUGGUCGGUCGUAAGCGCAUGUACGGUCUCGAACUUAUUGUCAUCAUCUUCGCUACCAUCGGUCAGGCCCUGACCAGCGGUUCUCCUGCUUGCGACGUCAUUGGCCUCAUCAUCUUCUGGCGUGUUAUCAUGGGCAUCGGUAUCGGUGGUGAUUACCCUCUGUCUUCCAUUAUCACAUCCGAGUUCGCCUCUACCAAGUGGCGUGGUGCUAUGAUGGGCGCCGUCUUUGCCAUGCAGGGUCUUGGCCAGUUCACUGCUGCCCUCAUCAUGCUUUUCGUCACCCUCGGUUUCAAGGGCUCACUUUCAUCUGCUGCCACCACUGCUACCUGCACUGGUGUCUGCCAGUUGGCUGUUGACAAGAUGUGGCGUACCCUGAUCGGCUUCGGUGCCGUCCCCGCCUGCAUCGCCCUCUACUACCGUCUCACCAUCCCCGAAACCCCCCGUUACACCUUCGAUAUUGCUCGUGAUGUCGAGCAGGCCGGCGAUGAUGUCAAGGCUUACAUGACUGGCAAGCGUGAGGGCCACCCCGACGAGAUUGCCCGUGUCACCGCCGCCAAGGCUGCCCAGGAGAACCUUGCUGUUCCCAAGGCCAGCUUCCGCGACUUCUGCAGCCACUACGGCAAGCUCAAGAACUUCCUCCUCCUCUUCGGAACUGCUGGUUCAUGGUUCUGCCUCGACGUCGCUUUCUACGGUCUCUCCCUUAACAACGCCACCAUCCUCAACGUCAUUGGCUACUCCACCAAGGGCAACCCCGACGUCUACCACUUCCUGUACAACACUGCCGUCGGCAACAUCGUCAUUGUCCUUGCUGGUGCCGUGCCUGGAUACUGGGUUUCCGUCGCUACCAUUGACACCCUCGGCCGCAAGACCAUUCAGAUGGGUGGUUUCGCCAUUCUGACCAUCCUCUUCAUCGUCAUGGGUUUCGCCUACAACCACAUCAGCUCCAAUGGCCUCCUUGCCAUCUACGUCCUGGCCCAGUUCUUCUUCAACUUUGGCCCCAACACCACCACCUUCAUCGUUCCUGGUGAGGUUUUCCCCACCCGUUACCGUUCCACCUCCCACGGUAUUUCCGCCGCCUCUGGCAAGAUCGGCUCCAUCAUUGGCCAGGGUGCCAUUGCUACCCUCCGCACCAAGGGCGCCACCGCAAAGGUCGCUGCUCCCUGGAUGGACCACGUCCUGGAGAUCUAUGCCCUGUUCAUGCUUCUCGGCUGCUUCACUACCUGGUUCAUUCCCGAGACCGCCCGCAAGACUCUUGAAGAGCUCAGCGGUGAGGACGACUACGCUGUCACCCACCGGGAUUCCAACGGCCCUGGCUUCGAGUCUGAGGUCGUCACCAAGAUCUCUGCCGAUGCUGAGGCUCCCAAGUCUCCUGUUUAG
Molecule: messenger RNA, 1716 nt
Organism: Trichoderma virens Gv29-8
Lineage: Eukaryota; Fungi; Ascomycota; Sordariomycetes; Hypocreales; Hypocreaceae
Exons: 4
Coding region: 1-1716 (571 amino acids)
Biological process (GO): transmembrane transport; phosphate ion transport
Cellular component (GO): membrane
Molecular function (GO): phosphate transmembrane transporter activity
Source: RefSeq, a predicted model, not a curated record